UACACACAUCACAAACAAUAAACAUUACCGAACAUUCUGAGAGAAACACAUUUCCUGAGGAAGUGUUCAUGUGACCUGUUCCCACCGCAAAGCAGGGGGAAAAAAAUACCUUCAGAAAUGUUCUCAUAAUCUGCACAUUUUGUAAAGGAGAAGAAAGCCGCAAUAAUACCAAUCAGCGAUCAUCACAUGAGGUAAACAUGUGUGGAAGAUCUGAAGUGAGAGCUGCUGGACUUAUCAUCUUCCGACGGGUGUCGGCACAAAUAGAAUAUCUUCUGCUCCAAGCAUCAAGAAAAGAAGCCCACUGGACUCCUCCUAAAGGCCAUGUUGAUCCUGGUGAGUCAGACUUGGAGGCUGCUGUUAGGGAGACGCACGAAGAAGCAGGACUUGACUCCAAACAGUUCACCAUCAUAGAAAAUUUUCAAACGAUCAUGAAGUACACUGUGAACCGAAAACCAAAAACUGUUGUAUUGUGGCCAGCGGAGGUGAAGGAUCCCACAGCAGAGGUGACAAUCUCUGAGGAGCACGUGGACUUCCGCUGGUUACCGCUUGCCGAGGCCUGUUCACUUGCCAGUUUUCCAGAGAUGAUAUCUGCACUUCAGGAAUGUGACGAAUUUCUUAAGAAAUAUUAUCAAGAAUAAUCAUUUUAAUACCUCUUAAGAUUCUUGACUGGGUCUUAAAAGACAUUUGUAUUUAAAUUGUUAACAGAUUAAAGCAUGAAAGAAAUGUUUUGGGAUAAGUAUCUUUGGAUUACACUGCCCUUUUCUCUGUUAGGUAAUUAUUUCUGCUGUAAGUUUAAAAACUUUUUGUUAGAAAAUUUACUUGGCAAUACUG
Messenger RNA from Procambarus clarkii (red swamp crayfish), 831 nucleotides. RefSeq names its product purine phosphoribosyltransferase family protein Apf (gene Datp). The record is from RefSeq and is a predicted model, not a curated record. Gene Ontology annotation, biological process: AMP biosynthetic process; ATP biosynthetic process. Lineage: Eukaryota; Metazoa; Arthropoda; Malacostraca; Decapoda; Cambaridae. Gene Ontology annotation, molecular function: bis(5'-nucleosyl)-tetraphosphatase (asymmetrical) activity.